AUGGAGCUGCAAAAUGUCAUCCUGCUCCUCUUGCUGACAAUCAACCUUGCUAUCGCCCAAAACACUUCUAGAGAAGAAGCACAGGAACUCCAUGUUGGGGUUAUCCUUGACUUGGGGUCCAUUGUUGGCAAAAUGGCACGGACCAGCGUUUCACUGGCUAUGGAGGACUUCUAUGCUGUUCAUCGGAACUAUAGCACCAAGCUUGUCCUCCACAUCAGAGAUUCCAUGAGUGAUGAUGUCCAAGCUGCAUCUCAAGCUAUUGACCUGCUAGAGAAUUACAAUGUAGAAGUCAUCAUUGGUCCUCAGAAAUCUUCGCAAGCUAUAUUUAUCUCAAAACUUGGAAAUAAAAGUCAUGCCCCAGUCAUAUCCUUCACGGCAACAAGCCCAUCUCUAUCAUCUAAAACUCUUCCAUAUUUUGUGCGAGCAACAAUAAAUGACUCGGCACAGGUAAAUUGCAUUGCCUCCAUAAUUAAAACCUAUGGGUGGAGAGAGGUGGUACCUAUCUAUGAAGACACUGACUAUGGUAGAGGUAUCAUACCAUACCUUGUUGAUGUGCUACAAGAAGUUGAUGCCCGUGUUCCCUACCAAAGUGUGAUCCCUUUGUCAGCAACUAGUGAACAAAUUACUCUAGAACUCUAUAAGCUGAUGACAAUGCAAACGACAGUCUUUGUUGUACAUAUGUCAUUUACCUUGGCCUCCCUCUUCUUCAUAAAGGCAAGAGAAGUAGGGAUGAUGAACAAAGGAUAUGCAUGGAUCAUGACAGAUGGAGUAACCAAUCUAAUAGAUUCACUGAAUCCUUCUAUCCUAGAAUCGUUGAAUGGUGCCAUAGGUGUUGAGUUUUAUGUUCCCAAAACCAAGGAACUUGAUGACUUCGCCAUGAGAUGGAAUAUGAGGUUCCAGAUUGACAACCCAACUGAUCCACCAUUGAAAUUAAACAUCUUUGGACUAUGGGGCUAUGAUACAAUCUGGGCAGUAGCACAUGCCGCAGCAAAAGUUGGACUUGCAAAUGCCACAUUUCAGAAACCAGGAGAGUCCAUAGAAAUACCCCGAGGUUUUAAGAUUCCUGUAAGCGGGAAGAAACUUCAAGUUGGUGUGUGCACAAGUGGAUAUCCGGAAUUUGUGAAGGUCGAAAAGGAUCAUAUCACAGGUGCAACUAAAGCAAUCGGUUUUUCAGUGGAUGUAUUUGAAGAGGCAGUUAAGAGACUUCCUUAUGCAGUCCCUUAUGAAUAUGUCCUAUUUAGUACCAAGGAUGAUGGAAGUGCCGAAGAUUACAAUGAUUUUGUCUACCAAGUUUAUCUUGAGAAAUAUGAUAUAGUAAUUGGAGACAUAACAAUAAGGUAUAAUAGAACAUUCUAUCUAUGCUAUAUAUUCCAGGCAGAAAAGGUGUCCAAGAGGUCGUGGGGUGCUCAAAAUGAGCGGAGAUGCUCCCCGCUCCCUAGCCUAGCCUAG
Messenger RNA from Triticum dicoccoides, 1449 nucleotides. Its product is annotated as glutamate receptor 2.8-like. The transcript is spliced from 4 exons. NCBI's taxonomy places the organism in Eukaryota, Viridiplantae, Streptophyta, Magnoliopsida, Poales, Poaceae. Gene Ontology annotation, biological process: G protein-coupled receptor signaling pathway. The coding region runs from base 1 to 1449 and encodes 482 amino acids. The record is from RefSeq and is a predicted model, not a curated record. Gene Ontology annotation, molecular function: G protein-coupled receptor activity. Gene Ontology annotation, cellular component: membrane.